Micropterus dolomieu (smallmouth bass) is the source of this 3983-nucleotide messenger RNA. RefSeq names its product protein Atg16l2-like. The coding region runs from base 263 to 2098 and encodes 611 amino acids. Gene Ontology annotation, cellular component: autophagosome membrane. Gene Ontology annotation, biological process: autophagosome assembly; negative stranded viral RNA replication. NCBI's taxonomy places the organism in Eukaryota, Metazoa, Chordata, Actinopteri, Centrarchiformes, Centrarchidae. The record is from RefSeq and is a predicted model, not a curated record. Gene Ontology annotation, molecular function: protein binding. The transcript has 18 exons.
GUGUUUACCCCGCAGCCGCCAGCCUCAGCACCGCCCCAGUCCGAGUGACGCCUCUGAAGGGGGAAAAGUUUUAAGAACAACAACAACAAAACAAACAAACAUCAGAGAAGAAGAAGAAACGUAAACAACGAUCGGAGUGUGACCAACAUGGCGGCGGUUGGGAGCGUCGGAACUUUGUCCCGGAGCUGUCUGUAACGCCAGGCCGGUCUGGGAGCCUCUGAGAGCGGGUAAGCGGCAUGAAGCAGCCCGGGCUGCGGACAUCAUGGCUGCUGUGACAUCCAACACCCGCACAAUCAUGACGGAUUCACCCGCAGAGUCGCGGCGCAGCGGCCGGGUCCCGGCUCCGGGCGGCGGCGGCAGGUCGGCGGAGACCUGGAAGAGGGACAUCGUCAGUCAGCUGAAGCACCGAGACCUGAGCCAGCACGCCAUGUUCCAGGACCUGAUCCGCUUCUACACUCAGCUGCUGGACAAAACCAGUCUGGCCAAAGGAAUUCUGAGCUGCUCUGUCAGACGUCCCUCCCCUGACCGCAGCAGCUCCAUUUCCUCUCUGCUUCACCACAACAACCAGCUGAAGAAAACUACAGGAGAGUUGGCCUAUCAGGUGGUGGAGCUGCAGCAGCAGAUUAAAACCAAGGAACGUGUUCUGGAGGAGCAACAUGCCAGACUGCUGGAGGAGGAGCAUCGGCUGGCGGGUGCGUUUGAUGCCCAUAAGGAGCUGCAGGAGCGGGUGGAGCAGGUUCAAGAGGAGAACAGGGCGUUGAAGAUGGAGUACGACGCCCUGCUGGAGCGACAGAAACAGGCAGAGACGAGACUCCGAGAAGAGAAAGUCAGAGGAGGACACCUGCUGGAGGACAUGAUCCAACUGAAGCAGCAGGCUGCCGCCCGCAUGAACAGCCGCAACCAACGCAAGUCCAGAGCUCGAGAACUUAACCUGCAGAAGGACCUGCAGACCGCAGCGAGGUCAAAGGUCAACAUAGACAGCUCUUACAGCGCUCCGACCUCCAGAUCCACAUCUCCCAAGAAUGAAAACCCGGAGUCCACCGAGAGACGACACACCAGGCUGUUCAGAUCAGCGUCGGCUUCGUCGCCGAGGAUCCUCACCUCCAUCAGAGAGCUGUUUGACAGGAAGAGGCGUGGCCACUCGGUCUGCAGUCUGGAGGAGGAUCUGAUGUGUCCUGUAGGAAUCUGUCUGUCAGCCCGAGUCCCCGUUAGAGCUCUGCAAGUCCUGGAGGCCCACGAGCAAGGCAUCAACGCAGUGAGGUUCAGCACCAGCUCAGGCCUGCUGGCCACCGGAGGAACAGACAGAGUGGUUAAACUGUGGGAGGUCCGGGCAGGUUCGCUGACCCACAGAGCGACGCUGGACGGCAGCACAGAGGGGAUCACCUGCAUCGAGUUCGACCCGACGGGUUUGCGGAUCCUCGCGGCUUCGUACGACAAAUCGGCCUUGUUGUGGCGGCUGGAUGACUCCGUUCCCAAGCUGACUCUGACAGGUCACAGCAGGAAGGUAACUGCAGCGAGGUUCAGUUCUCUUCACCAGGUGGUGACUGGCAGCGCAGACAGAACCAUCAGACUGUGGGACCUACAAAGAGCCGCCUGUGUGCAGGUAGUUGAAGUGGCGUCGUACUGCAGUGACCUGGUCUGUUCUGAGAACUGUAUCAUCAGUGGACACUAUGAUUGUAAGAUCAGAGUCUGGGACACCAGGACGGUCGGCUGUGUUCAAGAGCAUCCUGCUCAGGGUAAAGUCACCUCAUUGGACAUCAGCCCCGACCACCGUCAGCUGCUCAGCUGUUGCCGUGAUGACUGCCUCCAGCUGGUCGACCUGAGGAGGCGGAGCAACGACCGCGUGUGCUUCAGAGCCGAGGGCUUUAAAUGUGGCAGCGACAGCACCAAAGCUGUUAUCAGUCCAGACGGUUGCUACCUCGCAGUCGGAUCAGCAGACGGUGCAGUUUACAUCUGGAACGUCUCCACAGGCAACCUGGAGACCCGCCUACCUGACAAACACAGUUCGUCCAUCAGUGCCGUGUCCUGGUCUCUGUCCGGUGAAUAUGUCGUCAGCGUGGACAAGAGUCGGCUGGCCGUCCUCUGGAGUGACAUCUGAAACAGCCAAUCCACGAGGAGGUCACGUUGUUACAGCAACACAACACGCCUUACCUUUAAGAACCGAUCUGAGAGAUGUCAAAGGGAACACCAGUGUUUUGUUUUUGUUUUUUAAGCUAUUUGUCGAUUGGACCAACGGGAUGUGAAACUUUCUGCUCGGUGCCUGUUUCUGCAUUUGCUAACUCGGGAACAAUUAAUAAUUAAUAGACAAAAAAAAGGGAAGACACACUGGGCUUUUUUAAAAACUGUGUCAACUGUACAAAGGGAAACCUGCAACCAGAACAGCCAAACCUUCCUGUGAUAAAGAACAACUUUAUAAUGAGGCCAACAUGUCAUCAGGGUCAUCAUACAACACAUUACAAAGAUCAUUUAAAUAAGAGUUCAAAAUAUAUAAUAAAGGCAUCCAGUCAUAUACAUGCUCAUAGAUGUGGGAAUGCCGUCGUGUUCCCAAUAAUGGACACGAGAGACACCAUAAACAGGUGGAGGGCGUCUGUGAGGGAGACAUUUUUAGACAUUUUCUCACCUGGAAGUGAAAUAUCAACAUGUUUUAAUAUCAUGAGAUCUCGUCACACCCCAAGCUAAUAUGUAUGCGUUUAUACUUACACUUUUAAAGGAGUUAUAGCGGGUUUAAAUGUGGACAUUUUUGUCCUUAGGGAUUUAAAGGGAUUCAUAAGGGUUUAAAAGAAGAGAUUUAGCUUCCUUCUGGACAAUAACACAAUAACAAUAAUUAUCGCAAUAUAAUAAGGGCUUAAUUAUUUUAUUAAGAUGUUUAUUUUGUUGAGGAAAAAGGACCGAAAAAAGCUUUUACUUAAUUUUACUCGUGCAUAUUUGAUUUUAUCAUGAUUGUUUUGAAUGUUCUACCUCAGAUUUGUGAAGGGAUCCACAUCAAGUGUUCUGACCAUAAAGACGAGUUAAAACCACAGUUAACCAUCAGGUGUCUUCAACUUUCACUCAGGAGCAUAAAUCAGCAUUUAAACUCGAAAGAAACAAGGAUUUGAUAUCGUGAUAAUUAUCGAUAUCGAAAGAGAUGACGAUUUUUAUCGUGAUAACACUUUUUGGCCGUAUCGUCCAACCCUACUUCCUUCUCAUCUUAUUAAAAUGUUCUUUGUAAUGUGUGAAAUGUCCCCUCCAGAGGGGCAGUCACCUGUGUUCACUACCGGCCUGACGAGGACGAUACUCCAGAAGUUUUAUUUUGAAGGAGCGAUCAGGUCAGCGAGUUUAGCUCCUCCUUUUCUCAGAAAGAAAAUCUGUGAGGUCGUUCUGAUUGGAGGAGAAGUCGCUGAGCUGCUUUCAGACAAGAUCAGAUUUAGGUGGUUCUGGUCCUGAAGUCUGCAGCUCUGCGGUGGAUUCACAACUAAAAGGCCUCUGCUUUAACCCUUUGUUUGGCCUCUCGGGUCUGAAGAGAGAAAGUUCGCCGGCCGGAGGUUCUGAUGGAGGCUCAACUCGUGGACGAUCCGUGUCGUCUUUUAUGUUAAACUCCCUGAACAAACUCCUGCUUCCUGUGCUAAAGUUGCUCUAAAUGAUUAUUGGAACACAUGUUACAUUUAAUGGACAUUUCAAAACAGCCAAAAUAAAAUAAAAUACUAUUAAAUAAUUGAAAGGAGUAUAAAUAACUUAGGAGCCAUAUUUUGAUCUGAGUCCUUUUAGUACUGAUUACUUAUAUUCUCCUAAAUGUUUGUUAAAUAAGGAUCUGACCAACACGUUCUCACUCCCGACUCGUCACAUACUGACUCUUGGUCAAGGCACUUUGGCGUAAUAUUUAUACGUUUAAGGCUCCGUGGUCAAGUUAGCAACGCUUAGCAAGAAUAAAUAUGCAACGUCCGGUUAGACUUUCAAAAUAAAACGCUAGCAUUUUAAAAAAUAGGCAUUUUGAAAUGGCACAUUAU